CUGUAGCGCUCCUCCUGGCCAAAACUGCCGUGCUCCUCUAGUGCGCUUCAUUCAGAUGGAUAACUUCAGAAGCAUGGCUCUGCCAAACACUUCACUUUUACUGUUUGUUCUUCAUAUGUGCGCUCUUGCUUGGCAAGCUUGGGCGCUAGUGGAUCUUAGGAUGGAGGACUCUGUAGAGGUUUACAUGGAUGAGUCUGCAGAGAUCCCCUGCCUGUACACCUUCACUGAGAAGCCCAUGAUGGUCAUGGUCCAGUGGUUUGUGCGGGAACGUGAAGGUCACCGGGUCAGGAUCUCCUACAGCGACCUGACCAUGCAGAAGGUGGACGAGAACACGAGCUACAGCAAUCGUAUCAGUGUGCGAUCAAACAGUGAUGGAGAAACUCUGACCAUUCAGGACGUUAAGCUGUCUGAUGAAAGAGAGUUUUUCUGUCAGGUCAGUGGUUUGGCAGCAGGCAAUGGAGAGGGCAGGACUCUCUUGAAGGUUUUUGACCCCCCAGAGCCUCCUGUCAUUGACGGUGUCCUCUCUGGAGUUUCUGUGUCCGGUGACUCCACAGCUAAGAUUGCAUCUUGUGAGACCAGAGAAGGCUUUCCCAAGCCAAACAUCACAUGGUACCGUGAUCACAUCCCCAUCCACCCCAUUAGUGGCUUGGCGAACGUGGUAACGCUAGUGACGAAGGAAUCCAGUGGUCUAUAUACAGUGCAGAGUGAAUUGCAUUAUAAGGUGACCAAGGAAGACAAAGACGCCCACUUUUCCUGUGAAGUCAGCUAUUUUGUCCCAGGAGCUGUCAGGACAUCCGAGUCCAAAGGCAUCAAUAUUACAGUUCAUUACCCCACGACCAGCGUGGAGAUAUGGAAAGAAUCGCCCGAGGGCUUGGUCAAAGAGGGGGACACAGUGGAGAUCCGUUGUCAAGGCGAUGGGAACCCCCCAGCACCCAUCAUUUUCAACCAAGAACAAUCAGAUGUGGAGCUGGAUUCCUCUCCAUACAUAAAACCAGGGUUGCUGGUUCUGAAGGAAGUGUCUCGUGCAGAUAGCGGUGUGUAUGAAUGUCACUCUCUGGAUGUGGAUGCCGUGAACCAUGAUGAGGUGUUGGACACCCUACAGCUCACUGUGCACUAUCUGGACCCAGCUGUGGUGGUGCCCAAAGACUCUGAGGUCAUGCUGAAAGGAGAGAGUCUGACAGCCACCUGCAAUGCCCUGUCGUCUUUAGAGACGUCUACUGUGUGGUUUAAGGAUGGGAUUGAGGUUGGAAGGGGACACAUAAUGCAGCUGCAGGACGCCACGUUUGACACAUCUGGACAGUAUGACUGUGAGGUGACUGUACCGUCUCUUCCAGGCCUGCUGACCAGCGGUUCUGUCCAUAUUAUCGUACAGGGCGCCCCUCAGAUGAAGGAUGCAGAGAGGGAGAUUGAGCUGACGGAGAAAGUCGGGGGUUGGGUGAAUUUGAGCUGUGAGGUGAGAGGCUACCCUAGACCCGCCAUCACCUGGAGCAUCACCGGCAGUCAGUCUCAGAGCUGGCGUGAGGUGGUUAAAAGAGAGACGGAGGAUCAAGUCCACAGCGUUGUGAUGCUUAAAGUUACCACUGACACGGUUGCUGUCUGCAAUUCAACAAAUGACUUUGGAAUAGAGACCAAGACUUACAGCAUCAGGAGCAUUCCAUUCUCCCAAACUCCAACGGCUAGAAAAACCUCAGCUGAUAAUAGUGGAGUGAUUAUUGUGGUGAUCAUUGUCAGCAUCCUGUUGCUGGCCAUCCUGGGCAGUGUCUUCUACUUCCUGUAUAAAAAGGGCAAGUUACCCUGUGGACGCUCAGGCAAGCAAGAAAUCAUGAAUGCCUACAGCACCAAGGAGAAGACUAACAAAGAGGACAUCGUCGUAGAGAUGAAGGCAAAAAAGACGGAGGAGUCCGUGCUAUUGAAGGGCGUCAAUGGGGAAAAGAAACCUCCCAAUGACCAGAGCAGUGCCCUUGGCUCAUAAGUGAAGACUUGUGGGC
Sinocyclocheilus rhinocerous is the source of this 1988-nucleotide messenger RNA. It is a transcript of the gene mcama, whose product is annotated as melanoma cell adhesion molecule a. Gene Ontology annotation, molecular function: laminin receptor activity. The coding region runs from base 56 to 1972 and encodes 638 amino acids. The record is from RefSeq and is a predicted model, not a curated record. The transcript is spliced from 16 exons. NCBI's taxonomy places the organism in Eukaryota, Metazoa, Chordata, Actinopteri, Cypriniformes, Cyprinidae. Gene Ontology annotation, cellular component: plasma membrane.